Molecule: messenger RNA, 2811 nt
Organism: Moesziomyces aphidis
Lineage: Eukaryota; Fungi; Basidiomycota; Ustilaginomycetes; Ustilaginales; Ustilaginaceae
Source: the annotation of a GenBank genome assembly
AUGGGUAUCACUGCCGGACCACUGAUCGUGAUGAGCAUGGACGAAUUCGGCUUCCUCUCGGAAGCAGGCCAUUCGUCAGUACAACCCUCGUACGCGAGCGGCUCGCGCGGCGCCCCACCGCUGCCCCCAACCUCAAGCCAGCGCAGCUACAACUACGCACAGCAAGAUCCAUGGCGGCCUGAAAACCAGUCGCAGCCGUACGAUUGCGACCCGCGCGCGCGUCACCUGUCGAUCCAGGCGCGACCCGUCCACGCCGCGAACCCGGCUCCUGGCAGCUCGCUCGGGAGUGAGGUGGCAGAGGAACCGGCGGUGCGAGCCAAGCGUGGAUCGAACCUGGCGUGUCUCAAGUGCCGUGCGAUCAAGGUCAAGUGCUGGAAGAGCAACCCAAAUGACCCGCGGUGCGCGCGGUGCAACCGGCUCGACCUCUUCUGCGAGUUUCGCGAACAUCACCGCGGCAAGAAGCUCGAGAAGGUGAUUGCAGACGAGAGCCGCAAUGUGGUGCUCUCGCCCGACUUGCUGCGGCGAUCAUGCGAGUACGUGCUCGCUUGCAGCAGCUACCCACUCAACCUUUCCCUUGCAAGCAUCGGAAACCCGCAGGGCGGUGCGCACAUGGCAGCAUUCCAGCAUUACCGCGGCGAGGGGUCGAUACAAGACUCGCUUUCGUCGAGGGCGAUAGGCAUGGGAGCCGGAGAUGUCUACGACGACGUGGUGCGCACGGGUGCGUGCAGCUGGACGGAUGCAUGCUAUGUCUUCAGUCUGUUCGUCACGCAGCUGAACCCGGUGGCAGCGCUGCUCGAGCCAAGCGUGCACACGGUGCAGUUCAUGCGCGAGCAGUCGCCGAUCUUGUUCUCAACGAUCCUCGGCAUCGCCAGUCGAUUCUUUCGCCCCGACCUAUCAGCCGCCUGUGAAGCUGCAGCAGCGGGCGUUCUCAAGUGUGCAGCGGCCCGCAAGAUCUGCAGCGUGGACCACAUGCAGGCGCUGGUCGUCUGUCUGAUCUGGGCAGCGCCGGGCGACACGACGAGGGACGAGAUGCUGGCCUCGGCGUUGGCGCAGGCGUACGAGCUUGGGUUGCCGUUGUGCUUCGAUGCAGGCGUACCCGUGGGCGCGACGACCAAGCAGUACACGCCUCCCAUGGCACCGCACAUGCACGCGGGCUACCAAGCCACGGUGCUGCGCAUGCAGCAGCGCACCUGGAUGCAGCUGUGCCUGCUCGAGCUCAGCCAGCAGAGCGAUGCACAUGGCUCGUGGGCCAAGCGUCCGGAGCGCAUCGCGCAUGCCGACUUUCCGCGUGUGCGCGCCUGGUAUGCUCAGCACCAUGCCACGCUGGGGGCGUACGAAACGCGCCUGGCGUAUCUGCUCGACUUUGCGCUCGUCCAGCGCGAGUCCAACCGCCUCGCAAUGCAUCCUGGUGCACUGCAGGGAUACGCUCCGGACGGCAGCCUCUCUCAGAACGCCAAUCAGCUCAUGGCCGACGAGCGUGAGUGUCUCACGGCAUGGUUCACCACCUAUGGCGAUGAGCACGUGCCGCGCUAUGGGCUCGACCGCUUCGGCCAGGCAGAGGCGAGCUUUGUUGUGCUGUACUAUCGCUUUUCCAGGGCGGUGCAGCUGCAUGCUUUGACGGGAGAUGCAAGCUGGUACGCCGCAGCUACCGAGCUGGCGUACAAGACGCUCGAGACGUUCUGCAGCAAGAUCCUGGAGCAAGAGGGCGGAUCGAUGCUGAGGCUGGGUGCGCAGUCGAUGGGUGCAGCGUGUCUGGCUGCAGCACGAUGGCUUCUGGGCGGUGCGGGGCAUGUGCAGGAGCGCGAACGCGCACGCGAGCGCAUCAGCGAGGCGAUCCGGCUGCUACGCCAGCCGCAGUUCUACCCGGACGGCAACCGUGUGGUGGUGGCCAACGAGCUGACGGGCCAGCUGGAUCAGGCGCUGCGCUCGGUGUUGGGAGAUGCGGGCAUGGUGGUGGAUGCCGGGUGGAGUGGAACGAGCCCCAAACGCAGCCGUGCACAGGGUCGGGCGGAGCAGCUGUACGAUUCGGGCAGGGGCGUUUUGGAGCGCCGCUCGCGCAAGCAGGCGCGGCGUGGAUCCAACGGCUCGCUCGCACGCAUCGAGCUGGGAGGCUUUGGUGGAGGAGCAACGGGAUCGGAACCGACAGGCUCUGACAGGGGCGGAAGCGAGUGGUCGGACGAUGCAGCCGGUCGCAGUGUGGACGCAGGGAUGAACGAGGUGUACUGGCCGCCGGCGCUGCUUGGCACGUCCGGGGGCGACGCAGGCGCCUGGACUCCGCGCUCCGAGGGCGCGCUGUCAAGUAUGGCGAUGGCAUCGUCGAUCUCUCCGCCGACUUCGGCAUCGUCGGCUGUAUUCUCUGUGCAAGCGCCUUCUGUACCAGACCCUCUGGACCUCGGUCUGGGUGCGGGUGUCGCCGGCUGGACUUACGGCUAUGCGGACCCGACGGCUUCGUCCAGCACGACGAUGGGCGCUCCGGCCACCCCUUACGAUGCCUCGCGCAUGUUUGACCGUCAACCUCAGCCGAACGAGAUGCUCUCGGCGCCCAACGGCGGACCGAACCUGCACGGCAUGUUCGCAGGCGAGACCGGCGAGCCGAGCGGGACGCCUCAAGCGCCCACGCUGCACCGGAACGAUACGGCGACACCGCAUUCGUACGGCGCGCCCGCUGCACAGACGGACGCCCAGCUAGCCGCGGCCGCCAGCGCGCUCGACGCUUCGCUCACCGUGGGGCUGUCGGCGAGCUACAACGCGAGCCACCAGGGCCUCUUUGAUGGUGCCGCGCACGGCCGUCAGCAGCAGCAGCGCCACUAG